AUUAAAAAGAAAGAAAGAAAAAGAACCCGACCCAAACAACCUAAAACGCAUUCCCAAUCCCAGGAAGCGGUGUGAGCUCUAAAACCCUACAUCUUUCCAUCAAGCCAAAAACCUCUCCAACCCGCAACCAAGAUGAAUUUCAAGAACGUCAAUGUCCCAAAGGUUCCUGGCGGUGGAGUUGCUGCUUUGCUCAAAGUCAGCAUUAUCGGUGGGCUUGUUGUGUAUGGGGCUACUAACAGCUUGUACAAUGUUGAGGGUGGUCAUCGUGCCAUUGUCUUCAACCGUAUUAUCGGUGUCAAAGAUAAGGUCUAUCCUGAAGGAACACAUAUCAUGAUUCCUUGGUUUGAGAGGCCUGUCAUUUAUGAUGUUCGUGCACGACCUCAUUUGGUCGAGAGUACUUCAGGAAGCCGCGAUCUCCAAAUGGUGAAAAUUGGACUUAGGGUCCUUACCCGUCCUCUACCAGACCAAUUGCCUACCGUUUAUCGUACUCUGGGUGAGAAUUAUAAUGAAAGGGUCCUACCUUCUAUUAUACAUGAAACUCUCAAAGCUGUUGUUGCACAGUAUAAUGCCAGUCAGCUCAUUACCCAGAGAGAGAAUGUUAGUCGAGAAAUAAGGAAGAUAUUGACUGAAAGGGCCUCCCAAUUUAAUAUUGCUUUGGAUGAUGUUUCAAUCACAAGUUUGACGUUUGGGAGGGAAUUUACAGCUGCAAUUGAAGCCAAGCAGGUUGCUGCUCAAGAAGCUGAGAGAGCUAAAUUUGUUGUAGAAAAAGCUGAACAAGACAAAAGAAGUGCUGUCAUUAGAGCACAGGGUGAAGCCAAGAGUGCCCAGUUGAUUGGUCAAGCGAUUGCCAAUAAUCCUGCAUUUAUCACCUUAAGGAGAAUUGAAGCUGCUAGGGAAAUUGCUCAUACAAUUUCAAAUUCUGCCAACAAGGUUUACUUGAAUUCGGAUGAUCUCCUAUUGAAUCUUCAGGGGUUGAAGUUGGAACCUGUUGGGAAGAGAUAGUUGUGAAGCUGAAUUCACUUGAAAACUUCAUCCUCUUUUUCGAGUAUCGUCAUUCGUUUUCACUUGUAUGCAUUCUGUCAACUGUUGACUGUUGAAAUAUGAGAUUCAGCUUUGCGAACUGAAAUGUUGACAAACUGAUUGUCAUUAAUGUUAGAUGAGGAAGGUUCAAUCAGGACCUUAACAAUUUGUUUUCAGAACUUCUGUUGUCGAAUCAUCUCCAUCUUUAUCGGAUAUUGAGUUAUUGUUAUUGAUUUA
Lotus japonicus is the source of this 1257-nucleotide messenger RNA. Its product is annotated as prohibitin-1, mitochondrial-like. Gene Ontology annotation, biological process: mitochondrion organization. The record is from RefSeq and is a predicted model, not a curated record. Gene Ontology annotation, cellular component: mitochondrion; membrane. The transcript is spliced from 6 exons. Bases 133 to 1002 code for a protein of 289 amino acids. Lineage: Eukaryota; Viridiplantae; Streptophyta; Magnoliopsida; Fabales; Fabaceae.